Messenger RNA from Colossoma macropomum (tambaqui), 1823 nucleotides. It is a transcript of the gene chek1, whose product is annotated as checkpoint kinase 1. Bases 159 to 1559 code for a protein of 466 amino acids. Gene Ontology annotation, biological process: microtubule cytoskeleton organization; protein phosphorylation; DNA damage checkpoint signaling. Gene Ontology annotation, molecular function: ATP binding; protein serine/threonine kinase activity; tau-protein kinase activity. The transcript has 13 exons. Gene Ontology annotation, cellular component: cytoplasm. Lineage: Eukaryota; Metazoa; Chordata; Actinopteri; Characiformes; Serrasalmidae. The record is from RefSeq and is a predicted model, not a curated record.
UGUAGCGCUCGGAGUUUUAGAGGGCGAGUCGGGCUUUUUAAUCUCUUAACAUUUUCCAGCAACCAGCCUGCUGACAUUGAGCCGUAUCCAUCUAAUCAUAUGGAACAAAGACCUGUUAUUUGUAACCUUACAUCCACAAAACAGUAGUGUAUAAGAUCAUGGCUGUGCCUUUCGUUCAAGACUGGGAUUUGGUGCAGACCCUUGGAGAGGGUGCUUACGGCGAGGUGCGUCUAUUGGUCAACAGAAAGACAGAAGAAGCAGUGGCAGUGAAAGUUGUUGAUACGUCCAGAGCCAAAGACUGUCUAGACAAUGUGAAAAAAGAGGUGUGUGUGCACAAGAUGCUUUCACAUCCCAAUAUAGUGCGCUUCUUUGGGCACAGGAGCGAGGGUCCGGUCCAGUACAUCUUCCUGGAAUAUUGCAGUGGUGGAGAGCUUUUUGAUAGAAUAGAACCGGAUGUGGGGAUGCCAGAAAAAGAGGCUCACAGGUUUUUUCAACAGCUGAUAGGAGGAGUGGAAUAUCUACAUGGUAUUGGGAUCACACAUCGGGACAUCAAGCCAGAAAACAUCUUGUUAGAUGACAAAGAUAAUCUGAAGAUCUCAGAUUUUGGGCUAGCUACCAUGUUCCGCCACCGUGGGCGAGAGCGUUUGUUGACUCGGCUGUGUGGCACGCUGCCAUAUGUGGCUCCAGAGCUGAUGUCUCGCCCUGAGUUCCAUGCUCAGCCUGCAGACGUCUGGGCGUGUGGUAUUGUGCUUACUGCUAUGCUGGCUGGAGAGCUACCAUGGGAUCAACCAAGUGAAAGCUGUCAGGAGUAUUUUGAUUGGUUACAGAAGAAAACCUACCUUACACCAUGGAGGAAAAUUGAUUCAGUGCCCCUUGGUCUGUUAAUGAAGAUACUGCUACAUAGUCCUGAGGACAGAAUGACCAUUCCUGAUAUUAAAAAACACCGCUGGUUCAGUCGAAGCUUCAAAUCAGGAGUAAAACGGCAGAAUGAUGUACAUGGACCACUGACCAAGAUGCUGAGGUCUGAUUCUGAGCAGUUGCAGCUGGCACGAACAAACAGUGAUGACCGGGUGCAGAUUUCCAGCUCUCAGCCAGAGCCUCAAGGGUUAUGGGAGGUUAGGGAGGAUGUAGUACACACUGAAGGAGGUCAGGUCAGCUUUUCUCAGCCUGCCUGCCCUGACCACAUGCUACUGGGCAGCCAAUUGCUGGGCACUCCAGGUGCCAGCCAGAACCCAUGGCAGAGGUUAGUGAGGAGGAUGACCAGGUUCUUCACUACCCUGAAUGCAGAGAAAUCCUGCGCUGCCCUUCGUGAUGCCUGUAUUGCCAUGAGCUACACAUGGAAACAGACUUGCACAAACCAGGCAACAGUGUCCACAAUGGAUCGCCGUAACAACAAGCUGAUCUUCAAAGUGCACUUCUUGGAGAUGGAAGAACGUAUUCUGGUAGAUUUUAGACUAUCAAAGGGUGAUGGCUUGGAAUUCAAAAGGAUAUUCCUGAAACUCAAACAGAAGCUGUCUGACAUCAUAAGUAACCAAAAGGUUCCUGUUCCUUUUACAUAAAUUAAUUAAUGCAACUAAACACACACAUACACACUUUGUCUUUGUUGUAUGUCUUGUUCUUAUGUAUGUUUGUACAUCAUGUAACACUAUGUGUAAUCUGACCAGUGCCUCCAGUUUGUUAGCAAGAGUGAGGUAUUUUUUAAAUCCUUUUUAGUGUUAAAACAACAUGUGAACAUUGUUUGUUCCUCACUCUUUUUAAAGGUUUACUCAGCUGGUCAUGUUAGAAGAAUUGACAAUAAAUGUAGUUGCAAAAAUAUAAAAAGA